UGAAGAUGAGAGGAUCUUGAAUGAAGAUGAGAGGAUCUUGAGCUCAUUGAAAGAAAUGUUGACUAUAGCAAAAGAGGUCUACAAGGCCGAAGAAGAAAAAGAAGUUGCCUCCAAAAGAGGCAGGCUGUGGAAUGCUGGGAAUAUGGCUGCCCCACCUGAUAACUUUAUGGACUUGCCAGUUGUACCAACGGUUUAUGACUUAAGAGAGGAUGCUCGGCCGUUUGUUCGCCGUGCUGUGACGGAGGGUGUGUAUGAAGACAUCAACCAAUAUUUGGACAUAGAGUUUCGUCUCAUGAGGCAGGAUUUUAUUCUCCCUCUCAAGAAAGGGAUUAAUGAAUUCAUAAAAAGUGGAUUGAAAAAAAACUUCAACUGCCAAGACCUGAGGGUCUACUUUAAUGUUCACAUUGUUGGAACUAUUUUUGACGAAGGACUUGAUCAUCUACUUCAGUUUGAAGUCUUGAAAGGCAUAAAAUGGGACUCUUCGAAGCGCUUGAUGUUUGGUUCACUCUUGUGCCUAUCCAAAGAUAACUUUGAAACAGUUGUGUUCGCCACUGUUGCUCGCAGAGAAGCUAGCAGUUUGGAAAAUGGUUCGAUCACGGUCAAAUUUAAAAGUGGACUUGACAUUGUGUUCAACUCAACGUCAAGAGAUACAUACAUCAUGGCAGAAACAACAGCUUUUUUCGAGAUGUAUAAACCUGUGUUAGAGGGUUUGAAAGAAAUGGCAGACAAUCUUCCAUUACAGGAUUACAUCAUCAAGUGUAAGAAAGAACUGAAGCCGCCAAAGUAUUUGCUUCAUGGAGGAGUAACUCUGCCCCUGCCAGUUUAUGACAUUUCUUGUUUGAUGAAAGGAACUAGAGGGGUUAGUGUUCCUGUUCUGACAACAACCAAGUGGCCGCCAGCGGAAAUGAUGUGCCUCAAUGAGUCACAAAGAGACGCAGCCAUACUGGCACUAACUAAAGAGUUAGCUCUAAUUCAAGGACCGCCAGGUACCGGGAAAACAUACGUUGGCCUGAAGGUAAUGCAGAUUUUGCUGACAAACCAACAUGUGUUGGGGGGAAAUGCUGAAAAAAACUCUGACCCCAUUCUCAUUGUCUGCUACACAAACCAUGCCUUGGAUCAGUUCCUGGAGGGAAUUUUAGCAUUCUGCCAGAAUGGAAUAGUUCGUGUGGGUGGGAAAAGCAAAUCUGAGAAGUUGGCUGCCUUUCAUAUCAACAAGCUGAAACAAAGUAUGAGGGAGUGUAUACCCAAGAUGAACAGGUCAAGGCAAAAUUGUCUGAAAGAACUUGAGUUGGUGUCUAAGGGUAUCGAAGGAUUGAAUACAGAAAUGAAUUUGUUAGAGGUAGAGAUUACCUCAGAGAAUUAUUUGCAAAACGUUAUGAGAAGUGGCCAUUAUGAAUCGUUGAAAAGAAUUGACAAGUCAGCUGAUGACAAGAUUCCAGUGAUAAAGCAAUGGCUGAACUCUUCAAAUAUUUCAGUGGUGACCACCUUAAAUCAAAUGAUCAGUGACCACUUAUCUAAGCUCAUCUUUGAUUUGACUUGGGUACCAGGACAACUGAAGGUGAAAAAGAGCAUGAAUAUUGUUGAAAGAGCAAGCUUGUACCAAUACUGGUUGUUGCGGUAUAGGAAAUCUGUGCAGAGACACAUUCAGUCUCGUCCUAGGUCAGCAAAUCUUGACCAGGCCAGUUUGGAAAACAACUUGAAGAUUACACAAACGGAAAUCGUGAGUGACAAAAGAUUAGUUCAAAACAUUUUCCCACAUUCAUUUCUCAGACAUAUGGACGAGUUAGCGGACAGUCUUGACUGUAAGGAAAUGGUUUCUUAUGGUGGGCCGGUGAGGUACUGGCUUUUAGGACUGAAUAACAAACUUCACGAGCGACUCAAUGAGAUACAACUUUUGAGGAGAUACCUUGCAGGGGAAAACAUCACCGAUACAUUUGACGAUGCAGGGUCAUUAAAGAAAGAAGAAGAACAUCGCAUGAUAGGACGAGACGCUUUCUCAAAAAAACAAUAUGAGUUGCAAAUGAAUCAAGCAAGAAGUAACAUCAUCUCCAUCAUUGACAGAGCAGAAAGUCUAGGGAUUACGAUUGAGAGUGGGAGCGCAGAUUCAGGGGAGUGGAAAUCUUCAGAGAAACCACUAUCUUUUAAAGAUAUCCAAAUGAGACUGAGAUCCAUCGAUGCAAUGACAGCCGAAGAAGAAGAAAAUAUUGACGAUGUCUGGGAAAUAGAUUUAACUAAAAGAUUUGCUCUGUACAAAAGAUGGAUUACAAAGUACAAGGAGAUUCUGACCAAAAAAUUAGGAGUGUUAGUAAAGAAGUACACAGCAGCUGAGAAUAAAAAAAACGAAAUUGCCCGAGAAGAAGAUCUGGCGCUAUUGAAGAGGGCUAAAGUCAUAGGUAUGACAACAACGGGUGCGGCCAAUCACCGAGGUGUUCUUCAGACCCUAGGGUGCAGGAUCAUUGUGGUGGAAGAGGCGGCGGAGGUUUUGGAAUCUCACAUCAUCACGGCUUUAAACAAGAACUGCCAGCACCUGAUCCUCAUCGGAGAUCACCAACAGCUGAGACCCAACCCUGCAGUUUAUCAGCUGGCCAAAGAUUUCGGGCUGGAAAUAUCGUUGUUUGAAAGACUGGUCAAGAACAAAGUCCCACACGUGGCUCUUAAAGAGCAGCACCGAAUGCGACCAGAAAUUUCCAAGCUACUGAGACAUAUCUAUCCAGACUUAAAGGACCAUUCAUCAGUGUUUGAAUAUAAUCAUGUGCGUGGUAUAGCCAAGGAUAUUUUCUUCAUCGACCACAGGAGCACAGAGUCAAAACUGGAUGAUAACAGCAGCAAAUCAAAUGACUUUGAAGCAGAAUAUGUCGUCGCUCUCUGCAAAUAUUUGUUAUUGCAAGGAUACGACCAGUCACAAAUAACUAUUUUAACCACGUACACUGGCCAGGUGUUUGCAAUAAAAAAAAUGAUGCACAAUGCCAGAAUGGGCAUGUGUGUAACUGUAACAUCGGUGGACCAUUUUCAAGGAGAAGAGAACGACAUCAUUCUUUUGUCUCUUGUCAGAAGCAAUGAAGAAAAUAAUGUGGGCUUUAUUAAAGUUGACAACAGAGUUUGUGUGGCUCUGUCUAGAGCCAAGUUGGGCUUGUACGUCAUAGGCAACUUUGAGCUGAUUGCAACACAGAGCAAACUGUGGACUGCAAUCGUCAAAACCUGCCAAGACGAGGAGAUCAUUGGUGAAUCUCUAACAGUCGCUUGUCCUAAUCACCCAGACACCAAACAGGUCAUUUCAUCCAUUAGCGAUUUCAAAAAAUGCCCCGAGGGAGGAUGUGGACUACCUUGUCGAUUUAAAUUGAAUUGUGGCCAUGUCUGUACACUGCAAUGCCAUGGGUAUGACCAGACCCAUGAGAAGUUUAUUUGCAAGAAAAGCUGUACUAAGACUUGUCCUGAAAAGCAUCCAUGCAAGAAAAAAUGUUCUGAACCAUGUGGAGCUUGCCCUGUGCUUGUCCAGAAAGAAAUUCCUUACUGUGGUCAUCUAGAUUCAGUUCCUUGCCACCUUCCACCAAGUGAUGCCAAGUGUUCAAAGACUUGUCUUGUUGAACUGAAAUGUGGGCAUCGGUGCUCCGGUAGAUGUGGCCUAUGCAAAGAGACUGGGAAACACAAAAUCUGUUCCGAAAAGAUUGAAAAAGCCUUGCCAUGUGGACACAAUUCUACUGUAGAAUGUUCUAAAGAUCCAUCCCAGAUUUCCUGUAAAGUUAACUGUGGCUCUGUUCUAAUCUGCGGACAUACAUGUAAAGGGACUUGCUCAGAUUGUUUAGAAGGAGCUAUUCAUGUUGCCUGUCAUGAAAAGUGCAAAAGGCUUCUGCCAUGUGGACACGAAUGCUCAUAUUUCUGUGGGGUGCCUUGCCUGCCGUGUUCAGAGUCAUGCGUUGGUGAAUGUAGACAUGCGCACUGCGGUGGGGAGAAGAAACAUCCUCACUUGUGCAGCCUUCCCUGUCCGCCCUGCAAGAAAAAAUGUAGCUACAAAUGUUCUCAUAGGAAGUGUUCCAAGUUCUGUGGGGAAUUUUGUGACUUUGAAAUUUGCAACAAGAAAUGUUUGAGAAAAAUUAAUAAGAAAAAUAACCCGCAGGACAAAGAGAGUAAAACAUGUGGCCAUGUUUGCUCUGGUGUUUGUGGUGAACUUUGCGUGUGCGCUACUUGUGAAAAGAUCUGUCAGAUAAGACAGAAAAAUGGAGAAGCUAAAACUUUAACAGACAAUGGAUGUGUUAUGGAAAAUUUAGGAAAUGAAAAGGAAACUCAUCGACCAGUAUUGAAGAUUCCCUCAUGCUCACACAUAUUUUACAUAGAUGAGCUGGAUGAAUAUGUAAGAAAUUUUGAUCCCAACGGAACGCAGUACAUUUUGUGCCCAGAGUGUUCAAAACCAAUCAUGAAGUGCAUGCGGUAUGAAAAAAUGAACAAGAAAAGAUCUGAAAUGAGGGAUAAAGAAAAAGCGAGGCUCCUAGCCAGAAGUGAGUGUUCACAUAUUGAUCAAGCUAAACUAUCAGCUUCAGGGGCAAAAAUCAGACAAUAUUCUUUCCUUCAAGAUUUCCAUGAUGUAAAAGUGACAGGUAUAUCCAAGAGAGUAGAAGUCCAGGCAGUAUCUUUUAAACUGAAAUGUGCUUUUGUGCUCAAUGAGCUGCAUUCCUUGGAUAAUGGCAGUGCACUUGAACUCGAGAAGAUCAAAAAUGCCCUCCUCAAAAUUCAUACGAAUGUCUCGCAACAACAGAAAUGUGACUAUAAAAUGGAAUUGCUGCGACUGCUCAUGUGGACCUGUCUUGAGGAACUGCAUCUGCACGAAGAACUACCGAAACAGUUUCACAAAGUCACUAAUGAUUUAAGUCACCCCCGGACAGACUUAAGUAUGAUGGAAGAAGCUCAUCGUCUCAUUAUAUCUCCUGAAGAAAGUAUAAAUGGGUACCCGUAUUCAUAUACAGGUUCCUCUCUCAUAGAGGACAUGUACAAGCCC
Messenger RNA from Lymnaea stagnalis (great pond snail), 4990 nucleotides. The record is from the annotation of a GenBank genome assembly. Lineage: Eukaryota; Metazoa; Mollusca; Gastropoda; Lymnaeidae.